Molecule: messenger RNA, 3940 nt
Organism: Pungitius pungitius (ninespine stickleback)
Lineage: Eukaryota; Metazoa; Chordata; Actinopteri; Perciformes; Gasterosteidae
Gene: srrm3
Product: serine/arginine repetitive matrix 3
Exons: 14
Coding region: 214-2136 (640 amino acids)
Molecular function (GO): mRNA binding
Source: RefSeq, a predicted model, not a curated record
GGUGGGGUUUUGUUCCCUGAGCUCUUCGGUGCGCUGUCCACUUCAGCACCACAAGCCGCGGGGCUGCUAGCUAACGCCGAAGAGGAGGGACGAGAGACGCGCCUCAACAUCAGCACCGACCCGCAGUCCCGAGUCACAGACUACAGCGAAAUAUCCGCCCGGUGCGCCAAACCAGCGAGGCACGAGACCGCAGGAAAAAAGAGCUCAGUAACCAUGUACGAUGCAGCGCGAGUGCCGUCUCCCAAGGAUGGCGCUAACGGGAUGGCCCAGGCCGCGGUCCCCGGCGCAGGAGCAGGAACGGCUGCAGGGUCAGCUGGGCCGACCGCAGUGCUACAAGCUAAAACCGAGGAGGCACAGCCAGGGACUAAGGAGGAAGAGGAUAAUGAGGAUGAGGAGCCCGAGGCAGAGCCCAUCCUGGUGAAAAAGCCACACAGGGAGAUUCUUGACCAUGAGAGGAAAAGGAGGGUGGAACUGAAAUGUAUGGAGCUCCAGGAGAUGAUGGAGGAGCAGGGGUACACCGAAGAAGAGAUUCGACAGAAAGUCAGCACAUUCAGACAAAUGCUGAUGGACAAGGAGGGCGUCAUCACCAGAGAGGGCUCACACACACAACCAGCGGUCGACCACCUGCACUAUCAGCCUGGCGAGUAUGAAGGGAACCCUGAAUUGGUUGGCUACGAAGAGGGGGGCUAUGACCAUGAUUACAACAGUGACAACCGAGCAAAGAGGAAAUCGAGCAGUUCUCCAUCCCCUCGUCCCAAGAAAAGGAAGAAGAAGAAAUCCUGCCACCGAAGGAGUCGGUUCGGCAGCUCCUCACCUGCUCACAGAGAGAAGAAGAAAAAGAGUGGGAAGAAACACAAGCGAGACAGAUCUGCAUCUGGCUCCAGGAAAAAGAGGAGACACAGAUCGGGCAGCUCAAAGAACAAACACAAAGACAAGAACAAACAAAAAAAGAGGUCCCCCGGGGAGACCCCGAGUAGGAGUUCACAGCGUCAAGGCAGCUGCUGUAGCUCCCGUAGCGCCUCCCUGUCCUCCACGCGGAGCAUCUCCAAAUCUCCCGGCAGACCGAACUCCAAGCACAAGACGGAUGGACAAAAGGCCUCCGGCGCCUCGCUGUCGCCCGGCAACAACGCUCCCGCCUCCUGGCACAACGGGGACCACACCCAGCGGAGCCGCAACGGCAAGGCCGGCAGACUCAACCAUGGCGAGGGCGAGAAAGGUCACGAUAAGCUCCGUCUGCUGACCUCUAGCUCUGCAAGCAUCCAGUCCACUCUGCUGGGAGAGCACAAGCUCCACAGCGCCCCCAGCAGGAGCCAAACGGCAGGAGAGGCUGGGAGUGUGGCUGGCAGGAACACCGCCGGUGAGAACCCCGUAACCAAGGCGACAGGGAGGAGAGGGAGCCAGAGAGGCCACAAUAAGACCUCCCGCUCCCCAGCUCACAGCAGCGACUCGGCCCACUUCCAGCACAACCACGGCCACAGAGGGAGGACCUCUCGUCGUCAGAGAAAGACAAAAGGGGGUCACUCUUCCAAACGGCACCAUCGCUCCAGUCGGGGUCAGGCCCACCACCGGAGCCCGUCUGCGUCUCCGGGACGCCACCCGCACGCGUCGGGCAGGAAGAAAGAGGAGUCCCGGGGGAAACCCAACCUCCGGCAGCGCAGCAGCUCCUGGAGCAGCGGCCACUCGUCGUCCCGCUCCGCCUCCAGAGACAGAGGGCCCAGCAAGGCAGAUCUUCACAACAGACAGAACAACUCCAGAGAGAGGGAAAGCCCGAACCACUCCGACACCGACAGCCGAGCUCGCCGCCGCUCACGCAGCUACUCACCGAUCCGCAAAAGGAGAAGGGAUUCGCCCAGCUUCAUGGAGGCUCGCAGGAUCACCAGUGCUCGGAAGCGGCCGAUACCGUACUACCGGCCCAGUCCCUCGUCGUCCAGCUACGACAGCAGCCCGUCGCAGUCCAGCCGCAGCCGCAGCUACAGCAGCUACAGCCGCAGCCGGAGCCACAGCAGAAGCCGGAGCCGGAGCUGGAGCCGCAGCCGCAGCCGCAGCCGGAGCCGAAGCUGGAGCCGGAGCAAGAGUCGCUCCCGCAGCCACCACAGCUACUAUAGCCGCAGCAGCUACGACAGCCCCGGGUUCUGAGCGCGACACGCGGAGGAGUCCUGAUAUGUUUCACUAUGCUCUGGUUUGGUCGGGAUCUUUACCGGGCUCUCCACGAAGCAGCUGCUGUACAGUCCUUGGCCCCACACUCCUUGGUCGGAGACACGUAUCCCUCUCCAACACAGGGCCCGGAUAGAAGAGGAGAAAUAGCACAUUACUAUGAUAUUGGCCGUCGCUGUUCACUAUCUUCACGUUAACAAGGUAUUCAAUGAAAAUGGCUCACAACGCAUUGGAAUAAUCAUUUUCGGUUGAGCCCAAUGAACAAAUCUCGCUGUAUGUUGGCACUUUCUCUUCUUCCAUAACGCAACCAAAAAUGAAUUCAUUAAAAAACUAUAUACUGUCGAAAUACAUUUAUAUAUAUAUAUCCUAACAAAAGGAGCUGAGUAGAAGAUAAAAAGAAGACACAACAACGGCUUGCUGUACAUUUCAGUGUACUCAUCUCCCCAAUGACUUCCAUACCAUUGAAGCGCAGCGAUCAACAGAAGUUAGAACAAAAGAGAAGUUGGGUGAUGAAAUAGUGAGCAAAAAAAGAACAUGUUUUUUUAAGGAUUCAAAUUGUAUAGGUUUGUCUGUAUAGACGUACGGUCUCUUAAGUUCCGGCUUUGUAAACUAUGCACUGUAUAUUCCAUCUGGUUGGACGAGAUUUGUUUAGCAUGACGCAUCAGGAGACUUGCUGCUUGAAGGAGAGUACCUGGCCCCGUGAAAGGUGCCAGGGUGCAUCUGUGCUCCCUGCUGGCCUAUACAGUAAGUCUGCCACCUGCAUACACAGGUAAACGGGAUGGGGGGGAUGGGUGUGAGGGAGGGGUCUAUUUAUUAUGUAACUUUAUUACUCCUCCCUGUUUAAAUUAUCAUGUUGAUUCUGUGUAAGAGUGCGUGUCUGCCUUCUCUGCAAUGACCAGUAAGGUAACUAUUGACAUGUACGGCUGCUCUGUGGUACAUAAUUUAAGAAAACCGUCUGCAAAAAGUCUAAAUGCACACUAUUGUGUUGACCACAGUGAUUUAUGUUUCUACUGUAUUCAUUUGUUUAUUUAUUUAUAUUUAGGUUAUUUAUGAUCUAAUUUAUUACUAUUUAUUAUUAUUAUUCAUUGUUUUUGCCAUGAACAGUAAAGCAAUUGGAUCAUGCCUUGAGGAUGAGAUUGUGAUGCAAAUGUACUGUAUGCUAGCUAUUUUACCCAAUAGUCUGUCAUUGUUGCGAGACCUCGCUGUCGCCCUCAGAUUAGUGAGCAGGGUGAAGAUGCACCACUGUGUGAUUGAAAAUUCUCUGAUUGUAGCCAGUGGGAGGGACUCUAUGCUCAAAAUUACUCCCGCGACCCGCAACUUUUUGCCACGUCAUAGUGGCUCUUCCUGUAUUGAGGAAGGAAAGAUCAGCCAGGAAUCAGGGUCCACUAUCCUACUCUACUUCAUGUCCCCCACGUAUUCUGAUCCUUUGCAUAAUGGGCGGUAACAUAUUUCUGUGCCGUGGUUCAGGAGGAAAAUAUAUUGAUGUAACUUAGCAGAGACAACAGCAGGCUCUGUAAUGACUCCUCUAUCUACAGCUUCGGUGUUGAGGCAAACUAACUGGCGAUACAAUCAGGGAUCACCCUAAGUCUUCCUUUUCCAUUUGUCUGGCCUGAUUUCAUUCACAGUGUUGCAUUCCCAGUGUAACCAGACCUAACCCUACUAUGAUACUCUGCAAACCUAUUCAUUUAUUCCAAGUAUAGCAUUGCCCCUUUGGCUCUACAAGUAAUUUCUUUGUAAUGUACAAGUUAUUAUCCCUGACAAUAAACAGAAACAAAUGGGGAAUUAA